Molecule: messenger RNA, 635 nt
Organism: Rubroshorea leprosula
Lineage: Eukaryota; Viridiplantae; Streptophyta; Magnoliopsida; Malvales; Dipterocarpaceae
Source: the annotation of a GenBank genome assembly
AUAUUGAAUUAUUAGAAACACAAUACAUAUUGGCUAUAAAUGAUGAUAAUCAUGAUAUAUAUAAUAAAGGGAGAGAGUUGAAGUGAGAAUGGGGCCACGUAAGAGAGUAGGCGAUACCAUAAGCAGACAAUGGCAUCUAGAGGAUAAGGAUGGAGCUCCAGGGAAUUACCAACUUCGACACAUAGGGAUUGGAGGAGACCAGGAAGAAACUGGAGUUCAAAACGGACAAGGGAGGGCAAUUAACCAAGACAAGAAAGGUUUAAAGGAAGGUAAGAUUAAGUGGGUGGUGAAAAGGAAAGUGAAUGAACCCGUAGGGGAGGAUAGGGAGCUAAUGAAGGAUUUAGUAGAUUAUGAGAAAGCAUGGCUGAGCAGAUGGUUCGAAAGGGUUAAAUUGUUGUUAGUGUUUGAUGUUGGACAAGAGAGGUUCGUGUGGAUCAAGUUAGUUGGAUUACUAUUGCAUGCUUGGAAUUAGAAAUGUUUCAAGCAGAUUGAAGACCAGUUUAAGGCUUAUGUUUAUGGAGAUAAACACAUUGUAGACAAAAGUUGGCUUGAGGUAGCCACACUUCGUGUUAGGUUUGCAAGACAAGCGAAAAUUUUAGAAGUUCUCCAAGUAAGAAUUAAGGAUCACUUAUUCU